AUGCCUAUCCUCGCGUCCGGCCCCUCUCCAGGCCAGGCUCGCCCACCAAACAGCCUGUCUCCUCCCUUCCUCCCCAAGGCCAAGGUCAACGGUGGCAGGGAUACCCUUCGCAAACUGUCCAGCUCCAGCUCGCUCAACGUCGCCAAGUCGAAUGAUGUGUCUUUCAGGCCUGGCUCGCCUUUCAAGUCUCUGCGUCCCUCCCCAAACGGAUCAACACCACCUGUCACUCAUCUAAAGCACCCCAACUCUCCACGGCCCGGUAUUAAAUCUGCCCCAGUUCAGAUAGCGAGCCAAGGAACUCCCGAGUCUCGUCAACGCUCCCUCACCUCCGCGUCGCCUAACCUCGGCAUGCCACACCUCGACGACAGGCCACGGAGCGGCAGUGUUGGCUUGCCCUCCCCGAAACUCCCCCCCUCUGGACAAGCUUCGCCCGUGUCCGACCGUAUUAUGUUGGACAAUCUCCAACUAACACCGACAUUACCUCCAACUAAGAUAAAGUCCAAGGUGUCCAACCUUGCCAAACUUACUAACUCCAAUGAUGCUUCUUCGUCCUCGUCCUCGCCGCCAUGGGUUACAACACGACCAGUCACCAGAACCCGAGCACCUUCACUAACAUCCAGCAUAUCAUUACAUACGCCGAGCUCCUCACCCCCAACAAAUCCGAUGUUUUAUCCUAUCACCACCGCUGCUCCAGCAGCCAAUCCCCACCGCUACAACGUAUCACGUCCUGUACAGUCACCCAUUCGCAAUCAGCAGGUUUAUGCUCCUACCCAGGAUACGCCUCCAAAGAAAUUACCGUCAUUUCCUAAAGUAGAUCCUGCUUCCAUUCCUCUGCCCCCACAUUCUCCCCCAAUAUCCGCCCUGUCGCUUUCCUCUAAGUCCUCGGUCUCCCACAUAUCCGAAACCAAUGUUCCUCUCGCGGGAAAUACGAACUCCAUAACUGUCGGGUCACACGGACGUGCACGCAGCGUCGAUUGGAGGGGUGCAGCGGGUCCCUCUCCAACUCAGCCUAACGCUGUGUUCCCCGGCACCCCAGUCGGUGCUCGCAAACAUGAAAGUGAUGUAGAGUCAGCUGACGAGUCUGAGCGGCACUUACGAGCUGAAGCGAAGACGAAGCGCAAGAUAGCAGAUCUGGAAAUUACCAAUCGGUCACUUCUUGCGAUCAACGCUUCCCUCGAAACAACAAAGAAUCGUCAAGCAAAGGAAAUAAGGGACCUUCGACGUAAGCUGAGAGAAUCAAGGCUGAUUCUGCCUCCACGUGCAUUCGAUGCCCUCAAUUCAUCGUUUCCUAAUGACGGUGAUGAUGAAAUGGACGGCGACGAUGCUGAUAGUGAAGAUAUUGAUAUCGAAGGUGUAGAGGAUGAAGGCUUCCAAAGAGUAAGGUGCCUCAUUGAUGGUUUAAUCCAAUCUGGCAGGCGCGCACUCGAGAGCAAGCCUGAAGAGUUUAGAAACAACUCCGCAAAAGUCCUCAACGCAGACGAAGUUCGCUCGUGGCGGGACUCGGAGAGGUUCAUUGCAUCUGCAACAACACGAACAGACGACAACCAUGACGAGGACGGAGAUGACCAGACUACGCAGAGUCGGUUGUCAAUAGCGACUGUCACAGUACCAGGCAGUGACUGUGAAUCUUCUCUUGAAAGCGUCGAGGGUUGUUCCCUACGCCCUGCGAGUACAACUUCCCCGUUGCCCCCCAUCACGAUUACGCCUUCAUGA
Pisolithus orientalis is the source of this 1713-nucleotide messenger RNA. RefSeq lists its product as uncharacterized. The coding region runs from base 1 to 1713 and encodes 570 amino acids. NCBI's taxonomy places the organism in Eukaryota, Fungi, Basidiomycota, Agaricomycetes, Boletales, Pisolithaceae. The transcript is spliced from 2 exons. The record is from RefSeq and is a predicted model, not a curated record.